AGGCUUCAGAGAGAGGCCUCAAACAGCCCCGAUCCACUCUGGUAUCUGUGUGGACCUGAGCGAGGACAAGGCCUGGAACUCCAGGAGGAUCCCUGAUGCAGCCUUGAGAGCUCGACUAAAUGGUUCAACCGAUCCUGUUAAAAUUCAACUGCACUCACUGAAGACAUCAACUAAAGCGGCAACGCGCGACAGUCUGCCUGAUAAACAUGCUGGACCUCAGAAGUUAUGAAGAAGUCCGCUGGGACAGGAAGUUGCCACGGCGCUUGCAGGCCCCAGAAACAACCCUGGAGAAACUGGCGGACCCAGUGAGUGAGCGACCCUCAUCGAGGCGCUACAACGGCCGACCUCAGCUGUGGCAGUCUGUAGGAGCCGACUGGAACAGACGACAGCUUCGAUUGAGGAAUGACGCCAAGAAACCCGUAUCGUUCUGCAGUGGAUGUCCGAGGUCAGGUCAGAUCCCUCUAUACACAGGUACCAUUGGCUCCGAGAACAUGGAGAACAUUGACAACACGGAUGAAGACUUUCACCCGCUGACCCUGAAGAGGAGCAUCAUACCUCCGUACACACCUACAGCGCAGUGAGACACGUUUAUCACACACACACAUUCACUUCUCCAGAGCUCUUUUCCCUCUUCAUAAUAGUUUUUAUUACCCUCUUGGUAACUAAAAUGCCAUCUUGAAGGAGCUCCUAUUUCUAUCUCACUAACCCUAGCACAUUCUGAUGCAAACUUCU
This is a messenger RNA of Acanthochromis polyacanthus (spiny chromis), 732 nucleotides long. RefSeq names its product spermatogenesis-associated protein 48. The transcript is spliced from 6 exons. Bases 207 to 581 code for a protein of 124 amino acids. The record is from RefSeq and is a predicted model, not a curated record. NCBI's taxonomy places the organism in Eukaryota, Metazoa, Chordata, Actinopteri, Pomacentridae.